Ficedula albicollis (Collared flycatcher) is the source of this 897-nucleotide messenger RNA. RefSeq names its product protein FAM234B-like. Lineage: Eukaryota; Metazoa; Chordata; Aves; Passeriformes; Muscicapidae. The transcript is spliced from 2 exons. The record is from RefSeq and is a predicted model, not a curated record. The annotation marks the transcript as partial.
CCCCGCAGACCAGUCAGGUCUGCUCCUGCCGGGUUUUACCCGCAGGAGCCAGGCCAGGAGCUCGGAAAGAAGAGCCCAGACCUUGGGGAAUAUGAUCCCCUCACUCAGGCUGACAGUGAUGAAAGUGAAGAUGACCUUGUACUCAACAUCCAGAAGAAUGGGGGGGUCAAGAAUGGGAAGAGCCCCCCUGAAGAGAUCCAGGACGCUGAUUCCGAUGUGGAGGUUGGGAUGACAAAGCAGCACCCGUCAGAGAGCGCGCCCGAGGGUUAUCCUGCAGAGACGGCCGGGAGUCUGGAGCAGAAGGCUGCUCCCUCCCUCAUGCCAUACCUGCGCACUGCCAUCUUUCUGCUCACUGUGGUGAUCUCGAUGAUUCUUGUGCUGGUGUGCGCGUUUCUAAUUCCCUGUCCCCCUAGAGACUUGCAUAACACCUGGAACCGCAACCUAGGUCAGGGAGCAGGUGAGAAAGCCCCAGGAACAGCAUCUGGCGUGGGGGAGGUGGCAGCUCCCAGGCUGGGCAUCGGUGGGAGAGACCUAUCUGGGAGAGCCAGGUCAGAGCAGAGACCUUUCCUCACCACUACAGAUGCUCCAAAAUAAUAGACAGGUGGCUGUGUCCUGCUCUCUCUUGGAGCUGAGGCAUGUGAAAUCUGGCAUCCGCAGAUAACAGCGACACAAAAUUUUGCUCCUACCAACAGCAAAAAUUAUUUUGACUCUUCUUCCAUCCUGCCUUUUUGUCUGGAUGUUGUGCUCUGUUCCAGAUGGAGAUGACCUAGCCCAUUUUAAAAUACAAUGCCUCCCUUUCUGCAGCCUGGACUUUACCAGUACCUCCAUGCUGAAGUAUGUGGUUAUGUUUGAGAGGAGAGGGAUUUUUUUUUUUGUGUCUUCUAACUGGCUUAACUA